GUUUUCCUCUUGACGAAGAAGAAAGUGAUGAAAACAAGCCCCUCUAUCCUGGUGCAAGAUUGACACUAGCUUCUAGCAUGCUGUUGAUUAUUACGUUUGUGAUAAGACAUGGAUUAACUGGCGCAGCACUGACAGACUUGCUUAUUUUAUUGGAAUUACACUGUAUUUCACCCAAUUUGUGUCGGAAAAGUGUGGAUUUGUUUAAUAAGUUCUUCAGAAAGUUGAGAGCACCAAUAGAGUGCCACUACUACUGCAAUUACAAGAAGUGCAAGUCUUACCUAGGAAGGACAAAAUUAGAAGUGUGCCCUAAUUGUCAUGGAUCUUUGACUGGAAAAGAGAAGAUUAUGUAUUUUGUUGUGGUGCCAAUACUGUAUCAAUUGCAAAAUUUGUUCCAAGAUAAAAAAUUCUGUGAGAGUGUCAAGAGCUAUCGCCAGACUAGAAAGAAACAAGUGGAUGAUAACAUUGAAGAUGUCAUGGAUGGGCAGCUUUAUAAAAAACACUUUGGGGAAGAUCAUUUUUUUAGAUCAGGUGCAAAAAACAAAAACAAAGAACUUCAUAUCUCGCUCCAAAUAAACACAGAUGGGGUCUCCCUGUUUCGCUCUUCAUCUUUCAGUGUAUGGCCAGUAUACAUUGUUGUCAAUGAAUUGCAUCCACUAAUAAGGUAUGCAUGCAUAUUUUAUGAUAACUGCAGUAAAUAG
This is a messenger RNA of Exaiptasia diaphana, 698 nucleotides long. RefSeq lists its product as uncharacterized. The transcript is spliced from 2 exons. The record is from RefSeq and is a predicted model, not a curated record. Lineage: Eukaryota; Metazoa; Cnidaria; Anthozoa; Actiniaria; Aiptasiidae. The annotation marks the transcript as partial.